AUCACACAUGCGCUGUCAGUGUGUAAACAAUACAUACAUAAUAAUUACAGUAUACUAUUGGCCGCAAAAUUAUUUCGGGUCAACAAAUAUAACAUGUGAUUUUCGCGGCGCCCGACUAUUACAUCCGUGGUCAUCAUCAAGCGGUCACACACUUUGAACGGUCAAUUGGUACAUAUCAGACACACGCGAGCGGACGGACGGACGGACGGACGGACGGAUAAAUGGUUUGGCGGCGGCUAAGUCUAAUGGAUUUGGCCGCUGUCGGCGGUUUUAUCGGUAUCAUCGGUGCCGGCGCCGGACUAACAGUGGUCAACCAUCGUCGCCAACAAGUACGCAAACAAGACUACUAUAAGCAAGCUAUGAAGCUGUUCGAGGCCAAUAAGGCAGCCGUCGAUCUGGUCGGCUAUCCUGUCUACCGAUACCGUAUUGAUUUGAGUGAUAGCGAAAACAAUUGGUUCGGUCCGAUGGCCACUCGUAUUAAAGUACCGAUCAAAGGUACGAAACGUUCCGGUAAUCUACAUGUUUGGGCCGAUCGAGUGGACACCGAUUGCCCGAAGGAAUGGACAGUCAGACGCAUUGAGAUGACAUUGGAUGACAUAUACGACAGGAAAGUGUUGGUCUAUAAAAACAACGAUAAAUCUAAAAUCAAUUCAAUUGAUUGA
Molecule: messenger RNA, 662 nt
Organism: Oppia nitens
Lineage: Eukaryota; Metazoa; Arthropoda; Arachnida; Sarcoptiformes; Oppiidae
Exons: 1
Coding region: 222-662 (146 amino acids)
Biological process (GO): mitochondrial respiratory chain complex I assembly; mitochondrial respiratory chain complex IV assembly
Cellular component (GO): mitochondrial inner membrane
Source: RefSeq, a predicted model, not a curated record